Messenger RNA from Bombus impatiens (common eastern bumble bee), 1367 nucleotides. RefSeq lists its product as uncharacterized. The transcript has 3 exons. The coding region runs from base 360 to 839 and encodes 159 amino acids. The record is from RefSeq and is a predicted model, not a curated record. NCBI's taxonomy places the organism in Eukaryota, Metazoa, Arthropoda, Insecta, Hymenoptera, Apidae.
GAUAAGUGCAAAUGGUCGUUUAAUAACAGAUGAUUGAACGCGUUCCGCGGCGCGGCCUAGCAUUUAUCUGUCAAAACUGGUGACGGUCGGCCGAUCGGCAAUGAGCCGGCUUAUGCGUGCUUGUUGAUUGUUUUUGCGCUGAGGUUUUUAGGUUAUCUAAACGAAUACAAUACCGAAAGACGUGCGUGUACGUUUUGUGCAUUCAACAUUGGGUUUCCCGAGCGGCACAAACGCAUCGAUCGCGAGUGUACUUUGAAUAUUUUUGUCGAUUAUUAUUAUUAUGUGAUCGUGAAUCAGGAAGGGCCGAGAAGAAAUACAAAGAGCAAGCGUCAACACGAGAAGGAAAAAAAGAAAGCAAGAUGCGAAACGUUCGAGGCAAUGUUUUCUGCUAUCUCAUCGUGGCACUGCUUUUUCUAGCGCCAUCCAGUUACGCAGAUGUUUCAGCCGAAAAUGCGACAAGCCAAUUUCAACGAUGCGACAUCAACAAAGCGACGGAUCAGUGUGGCGAAAACGAAAGAUGCUUUAAAAAUUCGGAGAACGAAGAAGCACAGUGCAGAUGCGUGAGAGGUUUCGAAGCGGACGGAGGCCAGUGUGUCCAAGUUACUACAUUUCGCAACGUAAUUAUUGAUCAGUCAACGAUCGAAGUCCACUCAGGAGGUAGUCCCAUAGGUGCUGGCUUGUUUAUACUGACUUUCCUCAUACUAAUGCUCAUGUUACUGUAUUUCGUCGAGAAGCGAUAUAAGUGGUUCCAACGAGUUCGACAGCGUCGUUCAAAUCAUUACGGCAAUGUGCUAGUCACAAGAGACGACGACGACGAUGACGAUUCACCGAUAGCGUAAGCUGGUACCUAAUAGUAAUUAAUACGUGUGCCGUGUACAAAGUGCGAAACUUUUUAACAAAAGCACGAACUUUAACGCAGAGACGCUCAGUUACACAAUUCAUAAUUUAAAGCGACAAGCUUUGAGUUACCGCUGCGUGGAUCGCCUUACCGAAUAACCGCAAUAAAAAUCUAGUACCGGUUCAUGUCCAAUUGCCUCGUCCUCCCGGGCGAGUUGCAAGGAAAUUUCGAUCGAUUUCUCUAUCGAUUUCUAUCGAGUUCUAUAGGCAAUGCAUUUAACCGCUUAUACCUCCGUGAUCGUGACUUGGAGCAUUCGACAUUUCGAGAAUCGAACAUUGAACGUCGCACAUGAACGUCUUCUCUUGGAGCUUGUUACGCUUAGGGAACAAUAUUGUGUAACUCUGUGUACCUAUAUAUGGAGGGAAGGUUUAGAUACCAGGUAUGUGCGAAGCAAAAUAUCGUCGAACUGAAUUAAGAGGCUAAAUGUAAACGAGUGUUGGUGUAAGUAGACGUGUUUUAUGCCGAUAAA